AAGUGAAAAUGUGUUUUCGUGUAAAAGGCCUUAAACUUUGUUUCCACAUUUGUUGCCCGUGACCCACUUUCCUGUCAGAAUCGUUCUUAUCUGCGAAUGUUGUCGAACGAAAAGUGGAUCGGCUCCCGUUUGUAAACAGUUUCGUUACGAAAUGGCCCGGGUGCGUAAAGUCGAGUAAAACGUCGGCUGUCGAGUGGUUUAAUCUUUAAUCUCGGAAGUGUUAUUUUCGAAACGGGGGGCGUUUAUCGUUUGCGGAAACGUUUAUCGUUCCACAGGUGUGAGCGUGCCAAUGUUGAGUUGGCUGCAUUGUGAUACGGGCGAAAUGUGUUCCGAUGUUGAUAUUUUUUCCUCUUUUGUUUUGGCCCACUUCUUUGACGUCUCUUGUUUUUGUUUAGUGUCGUGAAAGUGCGGACUCGUCCUUUUGCACUGGGACACGGUGCGCGGUCGUGUUUCCAGUCGGAUGUCGCCGUCCCAGCGGGAAACGCCGUCCCUUCUUUUCUACAACGAAUUUCGGAAUGUCGUGCCUUGCGCCGAGGAGGAACAGCCUCGGUGGAAAUUACACGUGAUAUUCUCCGCCUCCGUACGAAGCGAAAGGUGUCCGGAUUAUUUGAGAAGACUGUUUAUCCGUGACCCGGAUAAAAGCGCUUGACGUUUUCGCUCGACUUUGCUUACGGUGUCGCCUUUCAGUAUAAAAAAACUUUUCGCGAGAUUAUGACGACCAGUUGACGGAUUGGACGUCUCGAAAGAAUAAGAGAGAAACCACACGGUGCACGCGAAUUAUGGAGAGGAAAGCCUCGAAAUCCGGGCCCCAGACGGACGUCCUCGACAGCUUCGAGUUUGUCAUGCCUCCGGAAGCGCCUUUCUUCCAGCCGACGAGAGACGAAUUCAAAGAUCCUUUGGCCUUCAUCGAUAAAAUAAGGCCGAUCGCCGAAACGUCUGGCAUCUGUCGGAUAAAACCUCCUCAGGAUUGGCAACCACCAUUUGCAGUGGAUAUAGGAAAAUUUUUAUUUACUCCUAGAGUCCAACGCCUAAAUGAACUUGAAGCUAAAACCAGAAUACGAUUGAACUUCCUUGAUCAAAUAGCUAAAUUUUGGGAACUUCAAGGUACACCUUUGAAAAUUCCAAUGGUCGAAAGGAAAAUUCUUGAUCUCUAUACAUUACAUCAAAUUGUAAAAAAUGAAGGAGGAUUUGCUACUGUAACCAAACAAAAACUUUGGGGUAAGGUUGCAAUACGAAUGGGAAUGCCCAAGGGUAGAGGCAUUUCUUCGGUAUUAAAGGGUCAUUAUGAAAAGAUUUUAAGCCCAUUUGACAUAUUUGAAGAGACUAAAGUAAGCAAGGACAAAAUAGAUGAGCAUUUAAAAGACAGUUUGACUGGUAGCAAAAAUGAAUUAAAACGUCUUCAGAUAUAUGGCGCAGGGCCCAAAAUGGCAGGAUUUAAUAUUGAAACAGAUAAAAAAGAUAAAUCAAAGAAAGCCACUUACGAUCAACAAGAUCCUCUUGCAAAAUAUAUUUGCCAAGUGUGUGAACGAGGAGACGAAGAGGAAACAAUGCUUUUAUGUGAUGGAUGUGACGACAGUUACCACACUUUCUGCCUAGUUCCACCACUCACUGAGAUUCCAAAAGGUGAUUGGCGUUGUCCAAAAUGCGUUGCUGAAGAAGUCAGUAAACCUAUGGAUCCAUUUGGUUUUGAACAAGCUCAGCGAGAAUAUACCUUGCAACAAUUUGGAGAAAUGGCUGAUAUUUUUAAAGCAAACUAUUUUAAUAUGCCAGUACAUAGAGUACCACUCCCAUUAGUUGAAAAGGAAUUCUGGAGGAUUGUUUCUUCCAUUGAUGAAGAUGUUACUGUCGAGUAUGGUGCUGAUCUUCACACAGUGGAUCACGGAUCAGGUUUCCCCACAAAGGAUUCCCACAGUUCUGAAAUGGAGAAUCCAGACAUAUUACAGUACAUAGAGUCACCAUGGAAUUUAAAUAAUAUGCCAGUAUUACAAGGAUCGGUACUCAGUCACAUUUCAGCAAAUAUUUCCGGGAUGAAAGUACCAUGGAUGUAUGUUGGAAUGUGCUUUGCAACCUUUUGUUGGCACAAUGAGGAUCAUUGGAGCUAUUCCAUUAACUAUUUGCAUUGGGGAGAACCAAAGACAUGGUAUGGUGUACCAGGUAGUUAUGCAGAACAAUUUGAAGCAACAAUGAAACAAGUGGCUCCAGAAUUAUUUCAAACUCAACCAGAUCUCCUACAUCAGCUUACUACCAUUAUGAAUCCGAAUGUAUUAAUGAAAGCAGGUGUUCCUGUGUACCGCACAGACCAAGAAGCUGGUGAAUUUGUAAUUACAUUUCCUCGAGCUUAUCAUGCCGGUUUCAAUCAAGGAUACAAUUUUGCAGAAGCUGUUAACUUUGCACCUGCUGAUUGGCUAUCAAUGGGUCGAGAAUGUAUUACACGUUAUGCUUCUUUACACCGCUUCUGUGUAUUUUCUCAUGAUGAACUUGUUUGCAAAAUAGCUUUGAAUGCAUCAUCGAUAGAUCCUAAAAUUGCAGCUGCAACUUAUGAUGAUAUGUUGAAAAUGGUAGAGAUGGAGAAAAAUCUAAGAAAAAAGUUAUUGGGUUGGGGAGUUUGUGAAGCAGAACGCGAAGCUUAUGAACUUGUACCUGAUGAUGGAAGGCAAUGUUAUUGUUGUAAAACAACAUGCUUCCUUUCUGCUGUCACUUGUAAAUGCUCGACAGAUAAACUGGUUUGCCUUCAUCAUUUUGAUUCAUUGUGCGAUUGUCCGCCCAAAAACCAUAUUUUGAGGUAUAGGUAUACAAUGGAUGAGCUGCCUGCAAUGCUGCAAAAAUUAAAAGAGAAAGCUGAAAUAUUCGAAGUUUGGAUAAAAAAAGCAAAACGGAUUUUAAACCAUGAAAUGUGUCGAUCCAUAGAUUUAAACGGGUUGAAAGCACUAUUGACAGAAGCAAAAGAUAGGCAAUUCCCGGAUUCAGAAUUAUUGCACUCUCUCAUUAAUGCUGUUCAAGAAGCAGAAAAAUGUUCAAAUAUUGCUCAACGUUUAAAUUCAAAUAAAGAAAGAGUAAGGACUAGAAUUUGUCCUGAAAAAAAGAUGACAGUGGACGAGCUAACUUUAUUUAUAAAAGAAGUCAAUAAUUUAGUGUGCAAAAUUGAACAAGGAGACAGUUUAAACUCUUGGCUGCACCAGGCUUUGCACUUCCAAAAACAUGCAUCUCUACUAUUAAGUAUGGAUAGUGUAUUAUUGGAACAAUUGAAAACAGCUAAGCAAGAGGGAAUUUCAUUAAAUCUUGAAUUUGAAGAACUCGAUCUCAUAAACAAGGAAAUAGAAAUAAGAAGUUGGAUAGAAAAAGCAGAUGCAAUGUUGGUUUUUGACCAAGAUACUGAAACAAGUGAUUUAAGCGACAUGAUCAAGAACGGCAUUAGUUUGUUAAAAACAAACAUCCAUAGUAUGAAACAUCAACAAACUUUGGAGGACUGCAUAUCAAAGUUGCAAAUUUUGCUACGUUUAGCAGAAAAAUGGGAAUCAAAAGCAAAACAUCUAUUAAAUGCAAAAUCUGAAGAUAAACUUUAUGAGUUUGAAAAUCACUUGAUAGAUGGAAAGUAUAUUCCAGUGAAAUUGUAUUCACAUAGUAAAUUAGCAAAUGCUAUUGCACUUACAAAAGCUUGGUACAAAGACGUUGAAAGUAUUUGUGAAGUGAAUAUGAUUUCUAAUAAGAAUGAAUUGCAACAUUUAAUAGAGCGAGCCGCUUCCUUACCCAUAAAUAUUAAUGUUGAUAAAUUAAAAAAUAAUUUGGUAUUCAGGGAUAAGUGGAUCGCAGAAGUUUGUAAAGCUUUCUUAAAAAAUGGUGAUCAAGAGUUAAUUGAAGUAUUGUUUCCUCGUAUCAGAAAUUUAUUGCAGGAUGAGAAACAAUUCACUACUUCUUGGAGUAAAGAUUUCUCUCUUUGUGAUAUUCCAUCUUUGAAAACUGAGUGGUUUACCUCUUUUUAUAAGAAAGCAACUGCUAGAGAACUUUCAAAUUUAAAGUCUUUGCGAAUUAAAAAUAAACAAGUUAUGAUGAACAGCAAAGACGUUUCGCGGCAUUGUUUUUGUAAAAGUAAGAAAAAAGGUGCUUUGGUCAAAUGUAUUCUAUGCUCUAUCACAAGUCAUGAAAUAUGUGUAUCAAAAAAUUGGAAGUGCAAAGAUAAUAUGAAAUCCAAUUACCUAAUAAUGAACUACAUUUGUCAAGAUUGCGAGAGAUCUAAGAGACCUCCUUUGAAUGUUAUAAAAUCCCUUAUCGCCGAUUUACAAAACACGAACAUAAAAUUUCCAGAAGGUGAAGCUUUGAAGCUACUUAUGGAAAGGAUAAAAGCUUAUAAGACCAAAGUUGAGAAAGUAUUACAGAAUAAAAACUUAAUAGAAGUUAAACCGUUUGGAGACCAUAGGAAAAAAAGAAAAAUUAAAGAAGAGACAGAUGAUGUAUGUAAGGAGGAUCUCAAAUUACCAAAAGAAAUUUCAACCAAUAAAAAUUGUGAUGAAACAAGUGAUACUACAGGAGUAAACCAGGAAGAGGAUGAACCUCCCAAAACUUUUUCCCAUUCAGUUAAUAUUUUAAAAUCCGGCUUAAAAUUGUCCAAAGAUGAUUUGUCUGUAAUCAAGUCACUUUUACACGAGGGGAGUGCUAUCGAAGCUUCUAUAAUACACACAUCAUUUUUACUAAAAUUGUUAAAAGUUGCAAAGCAGAAACCUAUUGAGAAAAGGAAACCCAACCAAGAUAGCGUAUUAAAUGUAUAUAAAAAAGAUCAAAAUAUGAAAACAAAUGGAAACCUUAAAAAGGUGGAUUACAAACAGAGAAAGAAUAAAGGUAUAUUAAGUCUUGUAGAUAAUAAAAACACAGUUAGAUUAAAUUCGCACGGCAAUUCUUCGAAAUCGAAUCUUACGAAAUCGUCUGUUACACUGAUGAGCAAAGUGAAAACAAAAGAUGCGAAAGGCCUUCGGAAUGAACGGAGGCUAAACAAACAUUCACAAGAAGAAAGUUUAUCGGCAGAUGAAAAUACUUGUGAUAAUUUAUUAAAACCAUCAACCGAACCGUUAAUCAAAGAUAAACCAAAAAGGGAUAAGCGUCCACAAAAAACAAGCAAAAAAGGUUCACAUGAAGGAGACAACACACAGGAAGAUGGUGGUGGUGGUGGUGAUGAUGAUGAAGAUUGUGCGUUACCAAAUUGUCUUCGUCCUGUAGGAGUCAAAGUUGAUUGGGUGCAAUGUGAUCAAUGUCUUUGCUGGUAUCAUUUGCUGUGCAUAAAAUUAAAAAAAAGUGAUGUUAAAGAGGACCAAGAUUUUUUUUGCCACGAAUGCAAGAAAAAUUCCCGCUUUCCAAGGAAAUGUAAAAAAUAAUUUAUGUGGAACCCCUUGCUAACUUAAGGAUAUCGAAUGUGAUGACGCUUUUAUUAUAAUAGUAAAGUGAAUAUUAGACCAAAUUAUUGUAUUAAAACAUAAUCAUAUAAAAUGGACUGAUCUUCAAUGUAAGGUUGAACAAAAUAUUAUUUUUUAUAAUAUA
Messenger RNA from Cimex lectularius (bed bug), 5526 nucleotides. Its product is annotated as lysine-specific demethylase lid-like. The transcript has 30 exons. Gene Ontology annotation, biological process: chromatin remodeling. Gene Ontology annotation, molecular function: histone demethylase activity; DNA binding. Gene Ontology annotation, cellular component: nucleus. The record is from RefSeq and is a predicted model, not a curated record. Bases 780 to 5363 code for a protein of 1527 amino acids. Lineage: Eukaryota; Metazoa; Arthropoda; Insecta; Hemiptera; Cimicidae.